GUUGCACCCGUGAAUCGGCAUCCCAGCGAGAUGAAGCUCACACUACAUUGCUGUGUUCCAUUGCUCGCAGCGUUACUAGUUUCCAGCACGGCUGCUCAACACGCACAAGAUGCACUCAAACAAAGCUAUGAUGGUACCGAAAGUUCAGCCGUGCGUGAACAACCCGAGCAGCGUUGCAUUCCUACAAAGGAAUGUCCUCCCGACGAGGUGUUCAAAUGCUGUGGACCCUGCUAUCAGCUGAACUGCUACGGUACCGUGCUGGACUGUGGCGGACGAUGCUACGCCGAGUGUUACUGUGCCAGCGGCUUUGUCCGAGAGUAUCCCGGCGGUCGCUGCAUUCCCAAGCUGUUCUGCCAGCGGCCACUGCUGCCAAUUCUUUCCGACUAUGAGGACUUGCUGGAGGAAUAA
This is a messenger RNA of Anopheles merus, 408 nucleotides long. RefSeq lists its product as uncharacterized. Bases 31 to 408 code for a protein of 125 amino acids. The transcript is spliced from 2 exons. NCBI's taxonomy places the organism in Eukaryota, Metazoa, Arthropoda, Insecta, Diptera, Culicidae. The record is from RefSeq and is a predicted model, not a curated record.